This is a messenger RNA of Diorhabda sublineata, 849 nucleotides long. RefSeq lists its product as uncharacterized. Lineage: Eukaryota; Metazoa; Arthropoda; Insecta; Coleoptera; Chrysomelidae. Bases 1 to 849 code for a protein of 282 amino acids. The transcript has a single exon. The record is from RefSeq and is a predicted model, not a curated record.
AUGAUUUCACAUGUCAUUAAUAAUGUAGAAAAACCCAUUAGUUUUGCAUCUUUAACACAUUCUAGCAGUCAACAAAAAUAUUCUCAAGUAGAAAAAGCUUUAGCCAUUGUUUUUGGUGUGAAGAAGUUUUAUCAGUAUCUGUAUGGUAGGAGAUUCACGAUAAAAACGGAUGCCAAAUGUUUAGUAACUUUAUUUGGAAAUAAGAAAGGCAUUCCACCACUUGCCACUAACAGAUUGCAACGUUGGGCUCUAAUACUUUCUAAUUUUGUUUUUGAUGUGGAGUAUGUGCAAUCAAAAGAUAAUACGGCUGACCAUUUUUCUUGUUUACCAUUAGGGGAAGAAUUAAAAGAGUUUGACAUUGAGAGUUCUUACUUAAACUUUAUUGCCUCAAAUACUGAUUUGCCGAUUGUUUGGGAACAGAUCAAAACGGAAACUCAACAUGAUAAAAUUUUAUCACAAAUUUGUAAAUAUGUUAAUAUGGGGUGGCCUAAAAAGAUACCACGGUUAUGUAAACCUUAUCUUAAUUAUAAAAACAAUUUUAGUGUGGUCGAUGGUUGUUUGAUGCUGGGCCACAAAGUCGUAAUUCCUUGUAAUUUAAAAGGAAAUAUAUUAAAACAACUACAUUCUCCUCAUUUUGGAAUGGUCAAAACUAAAAGCUUGGCUCAUUCUUAUGUAUGGUGGCCGCAAAUUAGUUAUGAUAAUGAAAAUGUAAUUAAAUCUUGCGAAUAUUGUUUAAAAACUAAAAGUGAUCCUCCCAAAACACCAUUAAAAAAUUGGGAUUUUCCUGAUAGACCAUGGGAAAGAAUUCAUAUUGAUUUUUUAGGUCCAAUUCUUGAUAAAUAUAUUUAG